Molecule: messenger RNA, 1665 nt
Organism: Capronia coronata CBS 617.96
Lineage: Eukaryota; Fungi; Ascomycota; Eurotiomycetes; Chaetothyriales; Herpotrichiellaceae
Exons: 1
Coding region: 1-1665 (554 amino acids)
Biological process (GO): transcription elongation by RNA polymerase II
Cellular component (GO): Cdc73/Paf1 complex
Molecular function (GO): chromatin binding; RNA polymerase II complex binding
Source: RefSeq, a predicted model, not a curated record
AUGGCCGCCCCCGGCGAUGCAAAAGGGUUCAAGCAGGACAUGGUGGUGUCGAUACGAUAUCGAAAUGACCUGCCUCCACCACCAAUGCCCCCCAAGCUCCUUGACAUCGACACCGGCGGUUUGGCGCAAUACCUGACGACGAGCUAUGCGUCUGGAUUGGCGAAGCGUGAAGAGCCGAACAUCGAAGUGGAUGCGGAGGGAGGAAUGCCCAUCGACAUGAUCGGUGUACCUGGAUACUUUCUCGGCGACGAGAGCGCGAUCAUGGCCCCUGAGGUGCAACCGGUGCUCGACCCAGCGGACCACGCCCUCAUGAUGACUGUGGAGCAAUUGAAGAGUCAGGGUGCUAAGAGCAACGUCUCAUUCUUGCGCAAAACACAGUACAUGACAUCGACGCAGAUGGCGCGGGCAACCACCGACCCAUUCGUGCGAGCGACCCCGAAAGCGCGAAAGAUAUCGGAAACCAACAAAAUGGUCCCUCCGCCUGUGUCUCGCGACGACCCGGAAAACAUCAAGAGACACAUCCAGAAAGGCUUCGACCUUGCUUAUCCAGACAGUGUCCCCUUCAAUCCUCCCGAAGCUAGAGCGAACCCAAUCACUCCGCAAGAGCGCGAUGCUUGGAGAAACCCCGUGCACCCUGACAACCCACGGCUCCAACCGGUCGAGUUCUAUCCCGUUCUCCCAGACCUUGACGCAGUCACUGACAUGGCUGGGAACUGGCAAGCGCUGAAAUUCGAAAAGCCGCCUCUGCCGCCGCACCACGGCAGAAGAGAUGAACGCAUCGACGUGGGUCUGAUGAUGGCGUCGGAAAAUGCGGCCGAGAUGGCCCGAUACCAAGCCAAGAAAAAGGCGUUUGAAGAGCAUCCUCAACUGUAUGAAGACCCUGGUCCCGAGCCUUACGUCUGGUCGCUCCUGGUGCCCAAGCAAGUCGACUCGGUUCCGCGGCUCCGCAAGAUCUUCAACGAUUCAGACCCUCACAAAGACGACCCGGCGUUGUACGCUCCACUGCUCGAGGAAUCUGCCGACGGAUCUCAACGCCUGCCCUUCGAGCGGGUCCGUGUCUACCAAUCCGCCACGCAGAUCGCCGUCGACCCGCGCCGCGUCAUGGGUCUUUCGCUCGUCGACGCCGACAAGCUGCCUGCCGAAUCUCGGUUCCGCAAACAAGGCUCCGCCGCCUACUUCUACCCGAUCCUCGAGCGCGUGCGUAUGAAGGCCGACCGAGGCAACCUCAGCAAAGGCCAGCAGGUUCGCAACGGCCCCGCCGCCGAGGACGAUGCCGCCGCCAACAUUCCCGAUCAAUUGAUGGUGCUGUUCCGAGACGCUGCCGCCACCGAGAAGCAGUCCCGCUUCCAGUUCCGCGGCGAGUACGACGAUGCUUUUGCCGACGAGUUCCAGGAGAUCAUGCGCGCCGCCGAGGCGGAGCAGGAGGAGCAGCGCGCGCAGGAGAUCUUGGAGGAGCAGGGUGAGCUGCACCAGGGCGCGCAGGAUGUUUCUAUGCAAGAGGUCGCGGAUGGCGAGGAGGCCGAUGUGGCUAUGAACGGAGCGGCACAUAAGGAUCGAGACGAGGAUCAAAAUACACCGCCGGUCGAUGGCAACAAUGGCAACGAUGUCCGAGGCGAGGCGGAGCACGAUCAAGAAGAUGAUGAUGAUGGGAUGCGAGACGAUUAG